AUAAUAUCCACAACUGUAAAAUGUGUAAGCACCACAGGGUGUAAUCCAAGUGACAAUAAGAAAUAUGUGUUUUGAAAGGAAAGUUAUCUUAAUUUCUCAUUUUGAAGACAAGCUCAAUAGAAGAGAAGAGAGCCAGGCCUGGUCCAAAUCAUCUACUCGGUCCCUAUUGUUUCUGCCAAGUUGUUUGUGCUUUAAUGAUGGGAUGGUACAUUGACAAAAACUGGGUCACUCAUCUGGGAUCAAGGCGGCUCCGGUUACUCUGCAAGAUGAAGUAUCUGCUGUCAAACUUCAGAAAUGUGUCUCAGCUUGUCAGAAGUCCAUUUUCCAUGAGGCCUCAUAGAUCUUGUCAGAGCCUCUUCUCAUCAUCAGUUCAGUCCUCAAGGACUCGUCUAAAAUCUAAUAGAUCAAAAAUGAGAAUUUUUAGCAUUACCCCCACAAGACGUUUUAGGACAGUUACCAAUAAUAUGAAAUUUGAAUAUGAACUGAGCCUUCAAAUUCAUCGAUUUUACUCAAGCUCCAGUAGAGAGUCUUUCAAAGCAGAGGCUCCCAUUGGAGUUUACCAGAACAGCAGGACUCCCUUUCGGCUGCACUUCCUAGGAAUGAGAUUAGGAGAAUCUUUUAAUCGUCUUUCAAGGCACAUUAACAUGUACUUUAUGAAGAAAGAGGCCUCUUUGAUAUAUUAUGAACAGGAAGGGUUGAUGUGUGCAGUGCAGGACCCACUAACCAGAACUCAAAGACGAGCUCAAAGCCAAAGAGCACUUAGAGAGAGACACUCUGGAGAGAACAGUGCUUUCAUAGGGACACCUGCCCUUGAGCAAAUCCAAGAAGCUUCCUCAAAUCAGUCUCAGGGACCAUCUUUGUCCAAUCUGGGACUACAGCUGUUCCAUAUUAGCUCCUUGGCAACUAGAUUUGGUGAGAGUUACAGCUAUGUGGCCAAUCAUAUUAACUCUGUAUUCACUCGAAGUCCAGCAAAACAUUUCCAUGCGGAGGUAUUAUUAGAUGAUGAGUUCAGAAGGUCUAGAGGUAGAAAGCGAAGAGUUGUAGGUAAUAAGAGUGAUACUUAUAGAGAAUCAGAGCUGCAAAAUAGAGAAAACAACACACCAACAAGAACACUGGCAGCAGAGAUUAGUAAUAACAAAGUGUCUAGUUCCUGGGAGGAAGGGUAUGUCCACUUUGCCCGUCACAUCAACCGAUACUUUGGAGCAAAAGCAGAUUCUAUUGAAGAACUACCCCAUAAUCAAAGGACAGCUUCUGCUGAUCAUCAAAUGUCACAUACUGAGACACAAAUGCUGAAGUCUUCCAUUGCAUUGGACCAGUCUCCUCUAGAGGGAGCAGAUAGCUCUACUUUGCCACUUCGGCCCAAAGGCCUGUUCCACAUGAGCAGCCUCACCACACACUUUGGUGAAAAUUACACUUACAUGGCUAACCAUAUCAACCGCUACUUUAAGGGAUCUGCAGUUUCAGAGGUGGAGGGGGAGAUGGACCGAGAACACUAUACAGAACAAAACAGAGAUUCACCUGAAUACACCAUGACACAGAAAAAGACUGUGUCCUUUUUUCAGAGCCUGUUGAAACCGUCAACUAUACCCAGCCUGGUUGGCAGCUUCCUGGGAAUAGGUUCAAGCAGGAAUAGCGACCACACCACAUAUGUAGCCAGGGCUCCAGAAGCCAUGCUAUAUAAAACGGCUUUGGGAAGGAGGAAGGCAGAGGACACCACUAGAGUUCUACUGAACAGCCUACAGGAAGCUAUGGGACCCUCAGCCAUCACUUCCUGUGUGGAGGAAUUGAACGCUCACCUCAUUCAGCACCCAGCAUGCAAAGCUGUGGUGUGGCAGGAAAAAUCAGCAUUGCAGCUCCUUAGACGGCGCCGGAUCUUCUGGAUGAAUGAAAAACUUCAGGAAGCCAUUAGGGAAACUCUUGCUCUGAUUGGCUACAUAGAUCCAGUCAAAGGUUGUGGGAUCAGAGUGCUUUCCAUUGAUGGAGGAGGAACAAAAGGGAUAGUUCCACUUCAAGUGCUCAAACAGCUGGAGGCUCAAACAGGAAAACGAGUUUAUCAACUCUUUGACUAUAUUUGUGGAGUAAGCACAGGAGCAGUUCUGGCUUUCCUGUUGGGUCUGGCUCAUAUCUCUUUAGAUGAAUGUGAAGAGAUGUAUCAUCGUUUUGGGUCGGAUGUUUUCAGACAGAACCCCCUUGUUGGUACUGUGAAGAUGGGCUGGACACACUCCUACUACAACACAGAAACAUGGGAGAUGAUCUUGAGGGAGAAAAUGGAGGAGCAGAUUUUGAUUAAAACAGCCAGAGAUGAGCAGAGCCCAAAGGUCUCUGCAGUAAGUGCAGUAGUAAACUGGGGAACAAGUCCAAAAGCAUUUAUCUUCCGAAACUAUAACCAUUCUCCAGGAAGACUGAGCCGCUACGCUGGAGGGUCAGGAUACCAGUUGUGGGAGGCUGUUCGGGCCUCAUCCGCUGCUCCAGGCUAUUUCCAGGAGUUCCCUCUCCAAGGUGACAUACACCAGAUCUUUUUCAUAUUGGUUCUCCAGGAUGGUGGCCUUAUACUCAAUAACCCUUGUGCCCUUGCUGUCAAUGAAAGCCGUCUGCUAUGGCCCAAUCAGCCCUUCCAAUGUGUGCUUUCACUGGGGACUGGUCGCUAUGACAAUGCUAGAAGAGGGCCUGCAACCUCCACAAGUUUAAGAGCCAAAAUCAGCAAUCUUAUUUGCAGUGCAACUGAUACAGAAGGUGUACACACCCUGUUGGAUGACCUCUUGUCACCAAACGUGUAUUUCCGUUUUAACCCAAUGCUGAGUUUAAAUGUGACUCUGGAUGAAAGCAGGCCUGGAGUGCUUCAGCAGCUGCAGAAAGACACACAGCUGUACAUGGACCGGAACCAACCCAAACUGGAUCGCAUGUGUGAUGUUCUGAUGGCAGAGCGCACAGCAAUCUGGAAAACACGGGACUGGAUCGGUGAGAAAGCGUGGGAGCUGCAGCAGCGCUGGGCUUGACUGGACACAAAUUAUUGAAGAGGAAUCAGAUGCAUGUUUAGACAUUGCAUGGUCAGUGCACAUUUGUACAUAAUUUAAAUUAUUAGUUUUAGAUUUAGCUCAGGGAGGAGGUAAAACUAAAUCGUUACAUACUAUAUAAGAAAGAUAAGUGUACACCAGGGUCAGAAAUGAACUUUUCCAUUAAGGGGCAAUAUUUGCCCCCUAGAUUUUCAAGGAUAUUUUAGACCUUUUAUAGGGUAUUUAUUCUAGCCUAAAGUAAAAAUAUAAGGUGUUGUCCUAUUAUAUCAAAUUGAAGGUGAAUUGAACCAACCGAUUUGAAUUGUCAGUAUUAAUAAUUAGAUUAAUAAUAAAUAAAAUAAUUAGCCCACCUCAAUUUCGGACACUUGUGUAUAUACUUUUACUGUUGUUUCUUUGUUAAAAAAUAAAAAAUCGCAUGAAUAACCUCAAGUAAAAUUAUAUUUAUGAAUUAAAAACAACAAUCUGUGUGAAUGUUAUUUAUUAUGGUAUCUUAAUAGUAUGUAUUGCUCUAUUUAAUUUUUCUGAGGAUUUUUUAAUAACAAAAUGCAUGUUAAUCUUUAGUUAAUCCUUUAUUUCUCCAAAUGAAAUAACAGAUAACGGAUCAUUUAAAGUCUAAUAAAAAUUCAGCACCUAAUAUUCAGAUCACUGUGACAAUAGAGACAACUUGAGAAAACAAAACACAUGGAAAUCCUACAGAGCCUCCCUAAAGAUAAUAGAAACAACUGCCAUUACUGUUUACAUAUCCGCUGUUGACAGUGUGCUGGUAAUGAAUCUAUUAACAUGAAAUGAACCUUGCUGAAUUUAGUGAGGUUUUCAGUGCUUAAAUGAACUGAAGAAGCCACACGGUCAUCACUCAUGUGUCAAGCUUUUAUUUGCUUUUUGAAGUGCAUUGUUUCUUUUCUAGAACAAUUGAGCAAAAUUCUCUUUCUGAGAUUCAGUGUUAUUUUUCCUCAGCCUUUCGUUGUUAAUUCCAGCUUUGAACAAACUGUUGGACCUCUUUUAUGUUUUAUUUCGAUUUUUGACAGUCUGACAUGGCUUAAAAGACAAUACAUGGACAUCUUCAGCCCCAGAGUAUGUUGGAUAGUAAAUUGGAUAUAAACUGCAGAGGCUUUUUCAUUUGAACUGUACAUUGAGGUUAUUGUAAAAUCAGGUAAGAACAUUCUCUUCAUUUUCAAAUAAGAAAAAUGCCUCUAUAUGGAGAAAAUGUACAGUAUAAUACACAUUAUUGCAUUUAUAUCCUUAGCAGAUACUUUCUUACCAAAGCAAUACUAUAAAUCUGUAUGGCUUUGUUGUUUGGGUUGGUAAUUUGUAUUUUUAAUUUAUUUUAUUUUUUUGCCUGUUUUGUCUCCCAAAGCAAUUUUAAUUUCACCGUGACUGAGUUUAAAAGCAGAGCAAUGUCAUUGUCAGCUAAACAAUGUACUGUAUGUUUCAUUGUAAUGUCAUAAUCUCUCUGACUUCAGGAGAGUUGUGAGUCAGCUGCUUUGUGUGAACUAAAGUUUUAAUUGAAGACAAUGUCAACAAUUCAGACACAAGCUUCUACGUAUUAAGACUGAUAUUCGAACAGAAUUAGCAGCCUGUGUCUAUGUGGACAGAUGUUUCAUUGUCCUGAGUCUGGAGGAAGCGGUUCAUUCAGGCUCGUGCCCUGUACUGUACAGUUUGGUGCAUGGCACAGUAGCGCUGGUGAUGUCAUGUGCACUGCUUAGGAUACUGAAGGGCUUGAGAACAUGACCAGAAUUACAUCAUACACACAAGUCAAGUCAAGUGGUUU
Molecule: messenger RNA, 4782 nt
Organism: Xyrauchen texanus (razorback sucker)
Lineage: Eukaryota; Metazoa; Chordata; Actinopteri; Cypriniformes; Catostomidae
Product: calcium-independent phospholipase A2-gamma-like
Exons: 10
Coding region: 195-2996 (933 amino acids)
Biological process (GO): arachidonate metabolic process
Cellular component (GO): membrane
Source: RefSeq, a predicted model, not a curated record